CUCCCCCAAAAGUGAUGGCUUGACCUGGCAGGAGCUCCACACCUGAGUAUCUGGGAGACACAGGCACCAGGGGCUCCAUCAGCAGGGAACGGGCUUGUCUUAUGGACGAUGGAGCUGCAGGACUGUGAACCAGGGGAAGAGGGGCCCGAUACCCGCUCCACCCCUACAGACAACAGCCACGCCUAUGAGCCACACGCACUCCACACCUCAGAUUCUGAUGCUUCAAGACUGGGGCUCAUAAACACUUCAAGAAAAUACGUGAAGCUGAUGAACUUCCAGGAGGAGGUUCAGGCCCAGCGGGACCUGAACAGCUUACUGGCGCGGGCCAGCAUCCUGCUGGACGAGAAGGCCGCUUCCUUGGAUGAGGUGCUUCGACAUAUGCUAGGGCGCAUGGCCCGUGAUAGCCAGGGCAGCGGGGAGCAGGAGGAGGUCGCCAGCGUCCUGUUUACUGAUGCAGGGGGGCCGGGAGGCAGUGUCCACCUGCUGACCGAAACCAUUCAAGGUGUGACGGCCACGGCCACUGGGGUGCGCUACCAGCAGUCCUGGCUGUGUGUGCUGUGCAAGGCGAAGAACCUGCAGCAACGCUGCAUCUGCAUCGCCAGGUUGCAACGGCCGCAGAACUGGGGCAUGAGUUGCUGCGACGUACGCUUCGUCAUCCUCAUGCUGGUGCCGGCUCAGACGAGAAGCGCGGAGACGGACACGGAGCUCGGACGCGCGUUCGCCACCUUGUUCUCUGGCAUCUCCCUCAGGCAGAAGCUCUCAGAGGCGAAGACCCAGGAGGAGUUCAAACAGGAGCUGGUGCUCCAGGGACAGCGGCUGUCCUCUGCGGUCCCCAGGUCCUCUGUGGAGGGCCAGACGUGUGGACACGGUCCGCUCCAGGCGAUAGAUUUUCUGCGACCCGGUCAUGGGAUUUAUGACGACCUCAGCCGUAGGCUUCCUGUUUACCUCUCUGACUUCACCGACGGAAUGUAUGGCAGGAGCAGGUGUCUGCUGAAAUGUACCACGACGGCCAUCUUCCUCUACGUCACCAUCCUGCUGCCGGCGGUGGCCUUAGGCUCGCUCAACGCCGAGAGCACGCGAGGAGGCAUAGAUGUCCAGAAAACCAUUGUAGGCCAGAGUAUCGGAGGCUUGAUUUAUGCUUUGCUUGCAGGCUGUCCUCUAGUCAUCCCUGUGACCACUGCACCACUUGCCAUCUUCAUCAGCGUUAUAAGAGCUAUCUGUGAUGAUUACCACCUGGAUUUCCCUGCCUUCUAUGCCUGCGUUGGUCUGUGGAACAGCCUGUUUCUUAUACUGGGAGGAAUCUUCAAUCUCAGUUUAUUCAUGAAACGUAUCAAGCGCUCCACACAGGAGGUCAUAGCUUUGUUCAUCUCGAUUGCUUUUGUGGGGGAGGCAGUGAAAGACACAAUCAAAAUCUUCCAUAAGCACUACCAUGGCCCAGCGCUGGUGAACGGCAGUGCUAAGGAUGUGCAUCGCUUGGCUGACAGGCUGCAGGCAGUCCCCAUGCCUACAGUACUCAUGCCGUGCACCAGGGAGUGCCCUAUCCUCUCCCUGCUGCUCAUGCUGGGAACCCUGUGGCUCGGCUACACCCUGUUCCUCAUCAGGAGGAGUCCGUUCUUCCAUGCACGGGUCAGGGAGGUGGUGUCGGACUGCGCGCUGCCCAUCUCUGUAGUUGUCUUCUCCUUCGUGGGCUCCUACCUUUUCAGAGACAUCGAGCUUCCAGUUUUCAACUACCACAGUGACCCUGCGUUCAACGUAGCACCUUUUGCCAAGCUAACGGGUACGAGCGCUCUGAGCGCGGCUAGCCUCGGUUUCCUUCUCGCUUUGCUCAUUUUCAUCGAGCAGAAUAUAGUGGUCUCCCUUACCAACAUCCCCGAAAACAGAUUGCUGAAAGGAACUGCAUAUCACUGGGACCUCAUGCUCUCUGGAUUUAUCAACAUUUUCAUGUCAGUGCUGGGGUUGCCAUGGAUGCAUGCGGCUUUUCCUCACUCCACGCUCCACGUCCGUCAGCUGGCUAACGUUGAGCAGCGUGUGGAGCAGGGCUACCUCUACGAGGAAUGUUCUGGUUCUCUGGAAACUCUGUGUACUUUACUAAAAUUUUGA
Molecule: messenger RNA, 2100 nt
Organism: Electrophorus electricus (electric eel)
Lineage: Eukaryota; Metazoa; Chordata; Actinopteri; Gymnotiformes; Gymnotidae
Source: RefSeq, a predicted model, not a curated record